Drosophila serrata is the source of this 2629-nucleotide messenger RNA. RefSeq names its product Leucine-rich tendon-specific protein (gene Lrt). The record is from RefSeq and is a predicted model, not a curated record. Gene Ontology annotation, molecular function: protein binding. NCBI's taxonomy places the organism in Eukaryota, Metazoa, Arthropoda, Insecta, Diptera, Drosophilidae.
CCCGGCCGGCAGGCAGGUAGACGGCAAGCGAGCCAGGUUAAUGCGGUUUAUUGUUCUAUGAACGCUGGCUGGCACCGCUCUCUGUUUAAGUUUCGCACGCUGAUAAAGAGGAGCAGCGACAACACACACCAAACGCACGGACUUCGCCCUGGCCAUCAAGAUGUGGCCUAAGCUCAGCCUACUUGCACUUCUCCUGCUCUCGCUGCAAUGCGAUUUGAUAGCGGCCAAUGACCUCAAGGAUCUGUUGGAGGACAGUACCACGACCAGUAGCACCACCAGCUCCACCCCACGAACCCCUUUGGCCGCCUCACCCACAACGCCUACGGCGUACGUGGUGUCCGCAGCGGCAGUGCCCGCCACUGCCACAGGCAAGAUUAGAUCCAAGUCCUCCUCCGGGAAAUAUGUGAACAAGAGCUCGCCCAGGAAGCGCAAGGCGGAGCAGGUAUCUUCGCUACCGUUGCCCGUAGACGAUGGACUCACGGAAUGGAAGUGUCCCAAUAUAACAGGCACCCGGAACGCGGAGCUCGAGUGCGGUUGUGAUCUGCCCCACACCCUCAGAUGCAACAUUGAUCUGCACGGACUGCUGCUCCUUGCGGACAGACUGCGUACCUCUCCAUACUCCAUCUCUCUGCUGGACUGUUCCCUGCGCAAUGUGACCUUCCUGAGCGAUGCCAAGAUCUUCGACGGAGUCUCGUUGCACGGUCUGGUCAUCUCCUCCGGCGAGAUCAAGCGGGUGCACAAGUCCGCCUUCUUGGGCAUCCGUGGGCCACUACAGGCCCUUGGUCUGCCUGGCAAUGCACUGAUGAGCGUGCCCUGGAACGCCCUGUCCACAUUGGGGGCCUUGGAGCGUCUGGAUUUGGCUAACAACAAGAUCAAGGCUCUGGGCACAGCCGACUUUGUGGGCUUGGGCCACCUGGUUUACUUGGAGCUGAGCAACAACCAGAUCUCGAGCAUCUCCCAGCGAACGUUCGGUAACCUCCGUAAGAUGGAGGUGCUGAAGCUGGGCGGAAAUAGGUUGGGUGACUAUCCGCAGAGUUUGCGAUCCUUGAGCCAGUGCCUCAGCCUGCGCCAGCUGGAUCUUCAGGCCAAUAACUUGAACGGGCCCCUCAGUGAGCAGACGCUGCCCGGGAUGAGGAACCUGGAAAGCUUGAAUCUCAAUCGGAAUCUGAUCAAGAGCAUCCAAAACAAGGCCCUGGCCAACUUCUCUCGAUUGGUUAGUCUUUCGCUUCGCCACAACCAGAUCGAUGUGCUGCAGGAUCACGCCUUCUUUGGCCUGGGCACCCUGGACAGCCUGGAUCUGAGCUACAAUGGCAUCGUGGCCAUCUCCAGUGCAUCGCUGCAGCACCUGAGUCGCCUCACGGUCCUGGAUCUCACGCAUAACUUUCUCAGAGCCCUCACCUCCGAUCUGAUAGCACCGCUACCCUCGCUGAGGGAGCUGCGAUUGGCGGGCAACGAUAUCUCCAUAGUGGCUCGGAAUGCUAUGGAUGGGGCUCGGGAGUUGGAGAGCCUCCAAAUGCAGGAGAAUCCGCUCUCGUGCGACUGCAGCAUCCGGCCCUUCGCUGAGUGGCUGCAGGUGUCCCAACUACAUUCCAGUCUCACUGCCUCCUGUGUAACGCCGCCCAGGCUGGAAGGUGCUCCACUGUUGCAGGUGCCCGUGGAGACGCUCAGCUGCGACAUGGACAAUGUGGAGAAAGAUAAUGCCAACAUUAUGCAGCAUCUGGAGUCGCUGGCUAAGCCCAACCAGACGUCACGCGUCAAGGACUUGUCUGAGGAGAUUAUUCUGCACGAGCUCCACUAUUCGGCGGACUAUGGCCUCAUCCUUACCUGGCUCCUGAAUCUUAGCAAGAAGGACUACAUGUGCGAUGCCAUCUUUGUAUAUAAAGAGGAGAACAUAAACGAGAUACUCAUAGACAACUCACCGAUCCACUGCGAGAGCAAAGUGGUCAAUGGCCAGAACACAGUCAGCGUCAUUGUGCCGGAUAGCUCAUCCCUGGAAAUAGGCGAGAGCUAUCGCUUUUGCCUGGUCAUGGUCCAGGAGCCGAAUUCAAAGAAUGACCUGAACAUCGGUUGCUCGAACAUCACCCAGCUGCAGAUGAGCAGUCCCGGCUCCAUUCCCGUGUCGCGGCAAUACCAAAGGCGUCCAUACUACACGUCCAAUGAGCUAAAGCCGGAGGCAGUGCACGAAGCUAGCGAGGAUUACCAGCUCAAUCAGCGGCGCUUCAAUCCAGUGGUGGUGGUGGGCAAUCAACAGCAGCAGACGCAUCCUCAUCAGCAAUCGACCCUGUUGCACAGCUACACGGUGAUUGAUUCGCUGAACAAGAGCUUCCUUCCCGGCCUGGGUCUGGGCGUACUGGUCACCUCGGUGCUGGUCCUCAUCUGGGGAGCGACCCGCAUCCGACACUCGGGUGGCAGCAAUGGCGGAGGAGGCGGUGGCGGCGGUAGGGGCAACGACAGCAUCGGCAGCAACAGCAGCAGCAUGCACAACAAUAACAACAACAGUCGUCCGGGCACUCCGACGGCGACCACCUGCUAUGCGGCCUCGGAUCACAUAGCCCGGCUGGCGGAUGUGGAGAGCGGAACGCGCUACCUCAAGCUGCAGGCCACGACCAGCCUGUGAGGGAGCACUGGC